Molecule: messenger RNA, 1176 nt
Organism: Penicillium verhagenii
Lineage: Eukaryota; Fungi; Ascomycota; Eurotiomycetes; Eurotiales; Aspergillaceae
Product: fungal specific transcription factor domain-containing protein
Exons: 1
Coding region: 1-1176 (391 amino acids)
Biological process (GO): positive regulation of transcription by RNA polymerase II
Molecular function (GO): sequence-specific DNA binding; DNA-binding transcription factor activity, RNA polymerase II-specific
Source: RefSeq, a predicted model, not a curated record
AUGCGACCAUUUGCGAUUGGGGACAAAUAUAUCCAAAUCGCAUUUCCAAUCGAUGCCAACGAUGAGGAAAUCGAAGCCGCAAAUGCCUCUGGUACUUUCAUGGAACUAGACUCAUUCGGUUCCACAUGUUCCCUCACAUCCCUUCCUAGACGAACAACUGAGAUGUCUGUUUUCUUUGCUUGUCUUACCCUUCGACAAAUCACCUCUCGCAUCCACAUUGAAUUUGGCGAUAAAGCAACCCGACAAGAAGUGCGCAAUGAUGCCAUAGCCAGAGGAGUCAUUUACUGCCAGUUGGACAAGCUACUUCAGGACUUGGAAAAAUGGCGGUCUUCAACUCCAGUCUUUCCCAGUCCCCAAAAUCUUUAUCAGAUGCCGGAAUGGUAUGACCUUCUUUGUCUCAGGGAGCGCUUGCUUUUGCUUAGGAAGGCGAUUGAUAUCGUUCCGAAACCGGAUAACGUCCCCCCGCGAGAUCUCCUUUCUCUGUGUCUUGAGAGCGCAUUUGGUGCGAUCACAUGCUUUUGUCGACUUUAUGAGUUAAAGAAGAUCACUUUCACUCGAAGCUACUUUCAAAUGCUAUUCACGGCAGGAUUGUCCGUGAUGUUUUGCCUGUCUGUUGUGAGAGACUUCGACAAAGUGACCGUUCGGAAUGCCAUCGAUGCGAUGGUUCUUGGCGAAAAUGCCUUGAAAAGAAUGAGCGAAGAACUUUCAGAUGCGAAGCGAUAUGUUGCAGUCUACGAAGCGCUGCAACGAUAUGUCAUUCGCAAAUACAGCUCCCAGUUGGAACUUGGGCCCUUGCGGAAUUCGCAACGCAUAUUGGAGGUCAACACUUCUCUGUUUCCACCCACUGCAGCAGGCAAUAUGCCUUAUCCGAUAACAGCAUCUGGCGAAAAGCAAGAUCAACCAUUUUUGCAUUCGUCUGUGUUAUCAAACGGCCCACAUUUACAUUCUAACCUCCAAGGGCACUCCUCGUACCAGGCCCCAUCAUUCAGCCCCGAAGGAAUGACGAGUUUGCUAGGGGACACGAACAUGUCAGAAGGAUCCAUGCUAUCCUGGGAUAUCUUUGAAGACAACGCAUUAUGGAAUAUGGAGGCUGGGCUUAAUGAGUAUGCCUACGGAGACCCUCCAGUGAAUUUGUACUUGGGUGAUUCAUUUGAUUUCCAGGGCAUUUUUGAAUAA